Molecule: messenger RNA, 882 nt
Organism: Didymodactylos carnosus
Lineage: Eukaryota; Metazoa; Rotifera; Eurotatoria; Philodinida; Philodinidae
Source: the annotation of a GenBank genome assembly
AUGCCAUGGUCAAGUGAUCGAGUUGAAGCAGUUGGAAGAAACAAAUCAGCAACAAAACAAGAAAAAUACUUUAAAUUAACUUUUCAUGAACUAUUACCCAUCUUAUGUUCGGCUGCUGUUCCCAUAGUUAUUUGUGUUUAUACAGCAAUAACAACUUAUGAACAAACAAAAGAAGCAGAAAGACGUCAAUUUGAUUUAAAACAAGUAGCUGAAGAAAGACGUCUAUUUGAUCUUACACAAGCAAAUCAACUAAGACAACAACUACUUUACGAUCAGUUUAUCGAUAAUAUGUACACACUGGACAAGGAUGGUCAAUUAAAUGAUUCAGCCAAACCAUGGGCAUUUCCUAAUGCCCGUUACUGGACAGCACAUCGACAAUGGGAGCCUGAACACAAAGGACAUUCAUUGAUAUUUCUUAAAAAGAUAGAUUUAAUUGGUCGUCAGUGUCAUGGACCAGAAGGUCAACUUAAACGAUUGGAUGAUAUUAUUCAAUUGAAUCAAUUAAAUUUUGACAAUAUUCGUUUAAAGAGUCAAAAUAGCAAUAUGCAUCCGUUAAAUAUGACGUGUAUACGCUUCGAUGAAGUAUCACUGAUUAAUGUAUCAUUCACUUUUGUCAAUCUUGAUUAUGCAUCAUUUGAUGCUUCAAGCUUAAAUGGCAGCAAAUUCGAAGAGUCAUCAUUGAUCGGAACUAUUUUUAAUGCUACACAAUUACAUGGUACUGAUUUUUCAAAUUCAGACUUGCAAGACGCUCAUUUGUACAAUGUCAUUUUAUCAACCGUGAAAAUAACAGAAGAACAAAGAAAACAAGCAAAAUUCACGAAUAUCACAUUGCUAAACGCUAGCAAUGCAGACAAGUCAACAACAACCACAGGUAAAUUAUAA